UAUUAUUGCAUUUAUUCUUUUUAUCAUUUUCCUAUUAAAUUAUAAUUCUGACUUGCGAUCUCUCACUGGUUUGAUUUCAAACUAGUACAUAUUUUGGCGCCCAACGUGGGGCAUUAACCUGAGAGAAAGUCAGAAUUGCAAUUUCAUAUUAACAGAAACCUAUCCACCAUGGUGGUUGGCUUGUCUAUAUGGGUACUGUAUCUUGCUCUCUAUAUUUUCCCUCACAUGGGGAACUACUUGCCUGUUGUAUUGCUCCUGUUGAGACCAGGGAAUGGUAUGAGAAUUGCUUUAUUGGUUUAUUAUGCUUAUGGCAUGAUAACCUGUGAGGCAAUGAAUACCAUUCGGAAUAUAUACUCAAUUUUGUUUGCUUGUCCUAGUCUGGGCUGCUACAUCUGAGACCUUCUCAACAAUCGCACCCUGCCCUUGGUGGGAAGAGUGGAGAGUGGUUUCUUCCAGCCUUUCAGGUCAGGCACAGCAGUUUUUAAAAAUAUUGAGUUCUCUCUGGAUGCCAAGGACAGCCUAGUCUUGCUGUUUUGUUUUCUCUGCAUGGCCUGCACCAUGUACACCAUGCUUAGAAACAAAGCACUGUUUGGUGUGGUACAGCGUCUUCUUGAGGAAGAAGAGAAAAGAACCAAGAGCAGAGCAACAGCAUCCAUGACCACACAGACUGCCACAGAGGAGAAAGGAAACCAAGAGCAAAGCCAACAGCAUCCGUGUCCACUCAGACUGCCACAGAAGAGAAAAGAACCAAGAGCAAAACAACAGCGUCCAUGUCUACGCAGACUACCACAGAAGAGAAAGGAACCAAAAGGGCCAUGAGCACCUCCACACAAACAGUCACCGAACCAGAGCAGCCUAAACCGGUAGAAGUUGCCCCCAUUCAGAAAAAGAAAUCAAAAAGCAAAUCAGUCCGCAUAGUGACUGAUGAGGGUGAGGCAGGACCUUCACACGCAGCGGAGGAGACAGAACCAGAGAUUAUCACUCGCUCUCUAUCCCUAGGUGAGCUGCGUGACCUGCGGAGGGAAUUCACCCGCCAGACGAACGAGUCCAUCCUAACCUGGCUGCUCCGCAUCUGGGACGCUGCAGCAAACGACACCAUCCUGGAUGGAAGUGAGGCCAGGCAACUGGGAUCGCUGUCCCGGGAUGUGGUCAUUGACCAGGGGAUUGGGAGAACCCAAGAAACUCUCAGCCUCUGGAGGCGACUGCUGACAAGUGUAAGGGACAGAUACCUCUGCAAAGAAGACCUCCAGGUGCACCAGGGAAAAUGGAGCACAAUGGAACAGGGUAUCCGAUGCCUGAGGGAGUUGGCUGUGCUGGAGAUCAUUUUUGCAGAAGAUGAGAGAUUUCCUAAGAGCCCAGAUGGUGUCCAGUGCACGUCACAGAUGUGGCUGAGAUUUGCACGGCUUGGACCAGAGAUGUACUCCCGUUACCUGGCAACACUGCAAUGGAGGGAAGGAGCAUGGAGAAGACAUGAGGAAGUGGGAUGGAAAACCCACCUCCUCCUUAGCAGCCCGGGUACGUGAACUAAAAAGAGGGACAACUACCACAAGGAGCUCAUCUAGAGCCAGCGCCGCUCCGGUCUCUCGUGGCCAGAACAUCAGAAGGUAUAGAAAUGAUGAUAUGAGUGAUCCUCUUGAAGAGACAUCAAGAGCAUAUUCACCGGAGGAGAGCAACGUGCACCAUGACCAGGAUUAGAGGGUCCCUGCCUCUAGCCAGGUAGAGGAGAGGGACAACCGGAUCUAUUGGACAGUGUGGAUCCGAUGGCCUGGCACAUCUGACCCACAAAGAUAUACGGCUUUGGUUGAUACCGGCGCUCAAUGCACUCUAAUGCCAUCAAGGUAUGUGGGAGCGGAACCCAUUUCUAUUUCUGGGGUGACAGGGGGAUCCCAGGAGCUCACGGUACUGGAAGCUGAAGUGAGUUUAACUGGGAAUGAGUGGCAGAAACACCCCAUCGUGACUGGUCCAGAGGCCCCAUGCAUCCUCGGCAUAGAUUACCUCAGGAACGGGUACUUCAAAGACCCAAAAGGUUAUCGCUGGGCUUUUGGGAUAGCUGCUCUAGAGACAGAAGGCAUCAGACAACUGAGUACCUUGCCUGGUCUCUCAGACAACCCUUCUGCUGUGGGACUACUGAGAGUUGAAGAACAACAGGUACCAAUUGCCAGAGCAACAGUGCACCGUCGGCAAUACCGCACCGACAGAGACUCUGUGGUCCCCAUCCAUACGAUGAUUCGUGAGCUGGAGAGCCAAGGGGUGGUCAGCAAGGCUCGUUCACCCUUUAACAGCCCCAUAUGGCCAGUGCGUAAGUCCAGUGGAGAAUGGAGACUGACGGUGGAUUACCGUGGACUGAAUGAAGUCACGCCACCACUGAGUGCAGCCGUACCAGACAUGCUGGAGCUUCAGUAUGAGCUGGAAUCCAAGGCAGCAAAGUAGUACGCGACCAUUGAUAUUGCAAAUGCGUUUUUCUCCAUUCCUCUGGCAGCAGAGUGCAGGCCUCAGUUUGCCUUCACCUGGAGGGGUGUGCAGUAUACCUGGAACCGAUUGCCCCAGGGGUGGAAGCACAGUCCUACUAUCUGCCAUGGACUGAUCCAGACUGUGCUAGAAAAGGGUGAGGCUCCAGAACACCUGCAGUACAUUGAUGACAUCAUUGUGUGGGGGAACACGGCAGCAGAAGUAUUUGAGAAGGGACAGAAGAUCAUCCAGAUUCUCCUGAAGGCUGGUUUUGCCAUCAAGAGGAGCAAAGUCAAGGGACCUGCCCGGGAGAUCCAGUUCCUGGGGGUAAAGUGGCAAGAUGGACGGCGUCAGAUUCCCACUGAAGUCAUCAAUAAGAUCACUGCGAUGUCUCCACCGACCAACAAGAAGGAAACACAAGCUUUCCUAGGUGCCAUAGGCUUUUAGAGAAUGCACAUUCCUGAAUAUAGCCAGAUUGUGAGCCCUCUCUACCUGGUUACCCGCAAGAAGAACAAUUUCCAUUGGGGCCCUGAACAGCAACAAGCUUUCGCCCAGAUCAAGCAGGAAAUCGCUCAUGCGGUAGCCCUUGGUCCAGUCAGAACGGGGCCAGAAGUGAAAAACGUGCUCUACUCUGCAGCCGGGAACAAUGGUCUGUCCUGGAGCCUUUGGCAGAAGGUGCCUGGUGAGACUCGGGGUCGACCACUGGGAUUCUGGAGCCGAAGCUACAGAGGAUCCGAGGCCAACUACACCCCAACAGAGAAGGAAAUUUUGGCCGCCUAUGAAAGAGUCCAAGCUGCCUCAGAGGUCAUUGGUACUGAGCGCAGCUGCUUCUGGCACCCCGACUGCCGGUGCUGGGGUGGAUGUUCAAGGGAAAGAUUCCUUCCACGCAUCAUGCCACCGAUGCUACUUGGAGCAAAUGGAUUGCCCUCAUUACACAGCGUGCCCGUAUUAGAAACCUGAACCGCCCUGGGAUUCUGGAAAUUAUAACAAACUGGCCUGAAGGUGAGACUUUUAGAUUAUCUUCUGAAGAAGAAGAGCAAGUGACACGUGCUGAGGAAGCCCCACCAUAUAAUGAGCUACCGGAGAGUGAAAGACGAUAUGCCCUCUUCACCGAUGGUUCCUGCCGAAUUGUAAGCACUAACCGGAAAUGGAAAGCUGCUGUAUAGAGCCCCACACGACGAGUUGCACAAGCUACCGAGGGAGAGGGUAGAUCGAGUCAGGUCGCAGAACUUAAAGCUGUCCAGCUGGCUUUAGAUAUUGCUGAAAGAGAGAAGUGGCCGAGGCUCUAUCUCUACACUGACUCCUGGAUGGUAGCUAAUGCUCUGUGGGGAUGGCUGGAUCGCUGGAGAAAAGCCAACUGGCAGCGCAGAGGGAAACCCAUCUGGGCCGCUGAGAUUUGGCAGGACAUCGCCGCUCGGGUGGAGAAGCUGAUCGUGAAGGUUCGACACGUAGAUGCUCAUGUACCCAAAAGUCGGGCUAAUGAAGAGCACCGUAACAAUGAGCAGGUGGAUCGAGCUGCCAAGGUGAAAAUAUCACAGGUGGAUCUGGACUGGCAGCACAAGAGAGAAUUAUUUUUAGCUCGUUGGGCCCAUGAUGCCUCUGGUCAUCAGGGACGAGAUGCAACGUACCGAUGGGCUCGUGAGCGAGGGGUGGACCUUACUAUGGACAGCAUCUCACAGGUUAUCCACAACUGCGAGACCUGCGCUGCAA
Messenger RNA from Cyanistes caeruleus (blue tit), 4158 nucleotides. The record is from RefSeq and is a predicted model, not a curated record. NCBI's taxonomy places the organism in Eukaryota, Metazoa, Chordata, Aves, Passeriformes, Paridae.